Molecule: messenger RNA, 492 nt
Organism: Alternaria atra
Lineage: Eukaryota; Fungi; Ascomycota; Dothideomycetes; Pleosporales; Pleosporaceae
Exons: 3
Coding region: 1-492 (163 amino acids)
Source: RefSeq, a predicted model, not a curated record
AUGGUGAACUUCAACAUGGCAUACACUUCGCGCAUCAAUCCCGCUGGCGCAACACCUGUACUCAACCAAGCACAGAUCUGGGCUGGCCUGCAGCGCAAGAUACGUUUUGCCCAGGAAUUCGUCCCUGUGAUUGAGAGCUGCGAGGUACUUGAAGAGAAAGACGGUGUGGUAACCAGGGAUGUCAGAUUCAAGAAGGGAAUGGGUCCCAAGGACCAGGCCAAGGAAGUCGUUAGAAGCUACUGGCCAAGUUGGGUCGAUUUCGAGCAAGAAGACGGAAGUCAUGUUCGUAACAUCAUCUCUGAUGGCCCGUCUGGUGAGAUCGAAGACUUGAACAUGACAUAUGCUUUUGAGUGGAAUCUGCCGAAUAUACAAGAGGGAACCCCAGAGGCGGAGAAGGAGAUACAGAGACUUAAGGGCAUGGCCAAGAAAGCAGUUGAGAGCAGCAUUGAUGCAAUUCGGGAGAUGGUCAAGGAUGGCAGGAUCAAAGAGUAG